ACUCGCAGUUUACACUCACAAACGUCUGCUUCGGCAAGAAAUCCGACUCCAGUCUAGUGACUUCCUCCGGAGCAACAUGUGGUUUUGGGUGCUGCUGGGUGUUCUGCACACGGCUCUUUGCCUGCAGACGGGAAACGAAUGUGCUCUGAGGUUAGACGGCCAUGGAAGAAACAGCGCAUUCGACUUCCACCUUAAUACCCUCCGAGGAGGGCCAUUGGGGCACGGAGGUCCUGGUACAUGCAUCACGUACGACGCUGUAAACCACGCCUAUAUCGAAGCCAGGAAGAGAAUACACGUAUCAACUCCGAAAGGAGAGUGGAGCGCACAUGAUGUUGCAACUGUAGGAGAACUACUCUUGGAUAUAUCAAUUCAACUGGCGAAAAAUUAUGGGCUGACUUAUGAGGAAAUUGAAAAGGGGCUACCUUUGAUUGACACAUCGAAAACUUUGAUUCGAGAAGUAUGUCCCCCUUUCCUUGCUAACGUCGAGUGCAGACCAGGUAAAUACAGGAGGUAUGACGGACUGUGUACCAAUUUGAAACACCCGACAUGGGGUGCGACACAAACACCGUUUACAAGGCUGAUUGGACCGUUGUUCUCCGAUGGAAUAACAGCUCCCAGGAUCAGUGUGACUGGAAAACAGCUUCCCAGGGCUAGGGUUGUAUCUAGAACUAUGCAUCCUGACGAAGGCUACCAUGAACACGCAGGGACCGUAAUGAUUGUAGCUUGGGGCCAGUUUCUCGAUCAUGAUUUCACUCUGACUGCUACUCCUGAAGAUCCUGUGAAUAAGAACGAACCAGAAGAAUGCUGCAGGCGUCCUCCACAUCUCAAGAACCCAUACUGUAUGGAAAUUGAAAUACCCGAAGAUGACUAUUAUUACCAUAAAUACGGGCAAAAAUGCCAGGAUUUUGUCAGAGGUUUCCCAUCAGUAAGACCAGGCUGUAGAUUAGGCUCUAGAACUCCAUUCAAUCGUUUAACUGGUGUCAUUGAUGCAAAUACUGUUUAUGGUAUUACAGAAACAUUCGCAAGGCACUUGCGGUCAGGAUAUGGAGGAACCCUCAGAAUGAACCCAGUUUUUGCUGAAUAUGGCCUUAAAGAUCUGCUCCCUCUCAAAUUGGAUAUCCCGGAUGAAGGCUGCACGAGAACGAACCGAUCGCAGUUCUGUUUUGAAGCAGGAGAAAUUCGAGUGAACGAACAACUGGUUCUGACAUGCAUGCACACACUUAUGGCUCGAGAACACAACAGGCUAGCUCAUGCACUGUCUCAGAUAAACCCACAUUGGGAUGAUGAAACGCUUUAUCAGGAAGCUAGAAGGAUAGUAAUUGCUGAAAUCCAACAUAUAACGUAUAAUGAAUUUCUUCCUAUACUUCUAGGAAAAGAGGUGAUGGAUAAAUUUGGUCUACUAUUGCAGAAGGAGGGCUAUUGGGAUGGUUAUGAUCCAGAAGUGAAUCCCAAUGUCAUUGAUGCAUUUUCCGCAGCUGCAUUUAGAUUUGGGCAUACACUCCUACCAACUGCAGUCGAACGAUGGAGCAAGGCGCACAAAUUUAUUGCCUCAAAGCGACUUUCUGAUCUAAUUAGAAGGCCAUAUGAUUUAUACCGUGCAGGUGUAUUUGAUGAGUAUUUCAUGGGGCUGAUGAACCAAGUAGCUCAAGCAAUGGACGACUCUGUGACACAAGAGGUGACGAAUAAUUUAUUCAAGAAACCAGGAAACCAUUUUGGUCUUGAUUUAGUAGCUUUCAACAUGCAAAGAGGCAGGGAUUUUGGCAUCCCUGGAUACAUGGAAUUCAGAAAGUUCUGCGGUUUGCCAGAAGCGCACAGUUUUGAAGCCCUAUUUGGUGCCAUGUCAAACUCAACGAUCAGCAGAUAUACUACAAUAUUCGAGCAUCCAUCUGAUGUCGAUUUAUGGUCAGGAGGAGUUUCUGAGAGACCUCUACCUGGUUCGAUGAUUGGACCAACUUUUAGUUGCAUAAUUGCUACCCAAUUCAGUUAUGCAAGGAGAGGUGACAGGUUUUGGUAUGAACUGCCGAACCAACCAUCUUCCUUUACGCCAGAACAAUUGCAAGAAAUUCGUAAAAUAAAAUUGUCAAGAGUAAUAUGUGACAAUACAGAUUUAAUUGACACACUUCAAGUCUAUCCUAUGGUCCUGCCAGAUCAUGAAAUAAACCCAAGAGUACCUUGCAAGAGUGGUGUACUUCCAUCGAUAGACCUUUCAAAAUGGGCUGAUUUCGGACAUAACAACCACUUCCAUGGAACAGCAGAAGGAUUUGACCCAUUGCUCGCCAAAAAGUAAAUGCCACACAAUAUUAGUUUGAAACCGUGCCAAUUGACUGUUCAUGUAUCAAUUAAGUAUGAUUUUUUUUUAUGCUGUGCUAAAUCAAAGACGUAAACAUUUUUGUUCGAAAGAACCGAGUGUCUGAAAGUUUCGUGUUUUCCGUGUGUCAUUUAUUAUUAUUAUUAUUAUUAUUUGUACAAAAGUCAAAUUUCAAUGUUGUGUCAUUGUGGUAACUUGUAUUUUUUAAAAUAUGUAAAUAUUAGACUUUUAAGGAAAAUAUAAGUUGUAUUUAAGAAGUUUUCA
Cimex lectularius (bed bug) is the source of this 2572-nucleotide messenger RNA. RefSeq names its product peroxidase-like. The record is from RefSeq and is a predicted model, not a curated record. The coding region runs from base 77 to 2287 and encodes 736 amino acids. Gene Ontology annotation, molecular function: peroxidase activity; heme binding. Lineage: Eukaryota; Metazoa; Arthropoda; Insecta; Hemiptera; Cimicidae. The transcript has 16 exons. Gene Ontology annotation, biological process: response to oxidative stress.